CUAACAGCAUGCUGUCUCUGAAUAGGCGUAGUUCCCGUAGGACACCAGCACCACGCAGGCAAGCUGACUGGCGUAGCGAUGAGCUCCGAUGGAGAAAUAGUUUGCGCCAUGGCUUUCGUGCUGGCAUGCUUGGCUGCCAUGCCACCUGCAUCCGCAGCCUCGGGAGACGGAGGGCUACUGCAUAUCGCUUCGGCCGCCUCACUAGCUCACUGCCCCUCUAGCUGCGGCGACGUCGACAUCUCCUACCCCUUCGGCAUAGGGGCCGGCUGCUUCCGGCAAGGCUUCGAGCUUACCUGCAACCACGCCACUCAGCCUCCAGAGCUGUUUUUGGGCAACAGCACAACUCAGAUUACUUCCAUGUAUGGUAGUCGUUUCGUUGAGGCCCCUAUGUUCUUCAACGUUACCUCGGGAUCAGGUACGAACAACUACAAUAUAUCCUGGAACACCCCGGCUAAGGGUAUAACUAUCUCCGGCCAAUUUAACACUUUCUACGCCGUUGGCUGUGAUUUCGAUGUCAAGUUGUUCGAUAAUGUGGGAAACCCCAUCGGCUCCUGCAUGAGUAGGUGCCGCGGCGAGGUACUCCCGAAUCAAAGAUCUUGUAAUAAUAUCGGUUGCUGUUUUAUCAGUUUAGAACAGGACAUCUCAGGUUUUCAUGCAACAAUUGUUCGGGAUGGUAUGGCAGCACGAUCAGAUUCUGUGCACCCUGGCAUAAUCGCUUCCAUGGGCAAAAGUGAUGCGUCGAACUAUGCUUUAUUACCAUGGACAAAUGCAAGGAAGCUUCCUGGUUUGCUUGAGUUUGCCAUCAUGGACCAACCAAGCUGCGAAAGAGCGCAAACGAAUAAGGCAAGUUAUGCUUGUGCCACCAACAGCGAUUGUGCAAUCGCGUCAUAUGGAGGUUACACCUGUUACUGCAAUAAUAACGGCCAAUUCAAUCCUUACCUUUCGGAAGGAUGCACAGAUUACAACCCCGAGCCUAAAGAACAAUGCUUGAGGUCAUGUGGAAAUAUGAGCAUUCCCUUCCCUUUCGGGCUCGAAGACGGUUGUUUUGGAAACGAAAGGUUCCAACUUAAUUGUACAGCAGGUAACACGCUUUUCAGCGCAGGAGCUGGACAAUAUCGCGUUAUUAGUGUGUCAGUAGAAGAUGGGACUCUGACUGUCAGCAACGUGCUAAACAAUGCAAGCUCCGGGAAAGAAGUGGUAGUAGCUAAUGUCGAACAAGUUGGAGCAUCUUACCUAGUGGGUAGUCCUGUAGAAGAUGCAUUUGAUUUUUCUAUGGAAUAUGAUAUUGUUAUAAGAUGGGCAAUAACCAACUCGACUUGUCACAAAGCUAAGCAGAGUAUCACCAGCUACGCAUGUCGCAGCGUAUACAGUUCUUGCCAUGACGUAACCCAUGGUGUAAUCUUUAUGGGAUAUCGUUGCAAUUGUUCUUCUGGUUACAAAGGAAACCCAUACAUACUGGAUGGUUGCCAAGAUAUCAAUGAAUGCUUAGCGCCAAACUCUUGCAAUGGUAUAUGUCAAAACACUCCUGGAAGUUAUAAAUGCACACCAUGCCCUCAUGGUAAGGAGUUUGAUUCAACAAAGAGUCGGUGUGCUAUAUCAACGAAGCAACGGAAUCUUCUUCUGGGUACUGCAGUUGGAACUGGUUGUGGCCUUGGCUCCAUAGUUAUUGCAUUAGGUGUAAUUGUACUCGCCAAUAAGUGGAAAAAAGGCAUCCAAAAGAGAAUUCGACGGGCAUACUUCAAGAAAAAUCAAGGUCUGUUAUUGGAGCAACUGAUCUCAGAUGAAAAUGCUACAAGCAAAACAAAAAUAUUCUCAUUGGAGGAACUAGACAAGGCGACCAACAACUUUGAUGCUACUCGUGUUCUUGGUCGUGGAGGACAUGGCACAGUUUAUAAAGGGAUUCUAUCUGACCAACGUGUGGUGGCCAUAAAAAAAUCCAAAAUAGUGGAACAAAUGGAGAUAGAUCAAUUUAUAAAUGAGGUUGCUAUUUUGUCUCAAAUCAUCCAUCGCAAUGUGGUGAAACUGUUUGGUUGCUGCCUAGAAGAUGAGGUGCCCUUGCUUGUCUAUGAGUUCAUUUCAAACGGCACGCUACACGAACUUCUUCACAUGGAUACUACAGUUAAAUGCUUGCUAUCAUGGGAUGAUCGCCUUCGGAUUGCAAUGGAAGCAGCAGGGGCACUAGCUUAUCUACACUCGGCUGCUUCAAUACCAAUUUUCCACAGAGACGUGAAGUCUUCCAAUAUACUCUUGGAUGACAGCUACACAACCAAGAUUUCUGAUUUUGGUGCUUCAAGAUCUCUUUCACUUGACGAAACUCAUGUGGUGACAAUUGUCCAAGGGACAUUUGGUUACUUGGAUCCAGAGUAUUAUCAUACUGGUCAACUAACGGAGAAGAGUGAUGUGUAUAGCUUUGGAGUAAUACUUGUCGAACUUUUGACAAGAAAGAAGCCAAUUUUUGUCAAUGAUUUAGGAGCAAAACAAAGCCUAUCCUAUUAUUUCAUUGAAGGACUUCAGGAAGGGUCUCUUGUACGAAUGCUGGAUUCACAAGUUUUGGAAGAGGCGGACCAGGAAGAGAUUAAUGAAAUUGCCUCACUCACAGAUGCAUGCUUAAGGACCAAAGGAGGGGAGAGACCAACUAUGAAAGAAGUAGAGAUGAGGUUGCAAUUCCUAAGAACAAAAAGGCUGAGAAAAAGACAAUGUUUACAUGAAAAAGAUGGAGAUAUUGAGCCUUUGUUAUGCCCAGAAGCUAAGAACCCACAUAAACAUAUGAAUAUUGACAAUGAUGCCCAUAUAACUCAUCAAGGGAUGUCCGGGUGCUACAGUUUGGAGCAAGAAUUUGCAUCUUCAUUAUUCGGGAUGCCACGCUAACUACAUUUGUGCAAGAUAACCACCAAGCGCUUGCUUUGGUAUUGAACACAUCUGAGAUAGCAUAUCUUAUAGUAAGGGAUCACAUUAUAGUUAAUUAGCUUCCUUUAGAUCAGACUAUAUCACCUAGAUACAUUUUAUGUGUAUGAUCGAUGUAUCGUAUACCACGUGUCUUGUGUAGAUGCAUAUAAGUACAACAUGAGUCACUGUAUUAGAGACCUGGUUGAAUAAGAACACAGUGGUGGUUGCCAACGAGUCCAAUAAUAAUUUGAUGUCAAUUGCAAA
Molecule: messenger RNA, 3150 nt
Organism: Panicum hallii
Lineage: Eukaryota; Viridiplantae; Streptophyta; Magnoliopsida; Poales; Poaceae
Product: wall-associated receptor kinase 5-like
Exons: 4
Coding region: 79-2868 (929 amino acids)
Biological process (GO): protein phosphorylation; cell surface receptor signaling pathway
Cellular component (GO): plasma membrane
Molecular function (GO): protein serine/threonine kinase activity; ATP binding; polysaccharide binding
Source: RefSeq, a predicted model, not a curated record